This is a messenger RNA of Ambispora leptoticha, 150 nucleotides long. NCBI's taxonomy places the organism in Eukaryota, Fungi, Glomeromycota, Glomeromycetes, Archaeosporales, Ambisporaceae. The record is from the annotation of a GenBank genome assembly.
AUGUCUUUUUGGUACAAACUAUAUGAUGGAAAAGCAGUAACACCAGGAAAUGACCUAAAAAUCAUGUACUAUAAAAAUGUAUAUGGUUUUAGGCACGUUCGUUACAACGAAAAUCCCUACGCAGAUCCUUAUCACCCCAACUUUUACUUG